Molecule: messenger RNA, 888 nt
Organism: Linnemannia hyalina
Lineage: Eukaryota; Fungi; Mortierellomycota; Mortierellomycetes; Mortierellales; Mortierellaceae
Source: the annotation of a GenBank genome assembly
AUGGACAGCAACAGCGUCUACCGCCCCGAGGAUUUAGGCUCUGACGCCAACGAGAAUGACAUCCCCGAGGUCAAUGAUCGCCCCGCUCCUAACCCUAAAAAGAUCCGAACGAGGCCUAGUUCAUGGGUCGGCUAUGAGGACAAGCGAGGUCCCUAUCUCUUGAUACCGCUCUACCGGUCAUGGAAUUUUUACGUACUCUUGAUCAACCGAGCACCCUUACUGGUCCCUGAGAUCAAGUUCUUCAACAAGCAGCUCGUAGCUGGUUUGAGCUUUAUUCUUGAAGCUGGCAUCCGCCACUGCGACCUCAAGUCAGAGAAUGUCUUAGUCGCUGAAGGCAUACACCUCAAGAUCACGGACUUUGGGCUCUCAGAAGAGUCGUCCGUCAAGAGAAACAGCGUCAUCUAUCCUCCAGAAGACUACCUCGAGGGUGUGCCCCCCUCCGAAGACGUUAGGAACUUGCUGGACCGUACUCUGGAGAUCGAUGUUGAGCAUCGUAUCAAUGUUCAUGAGCUUGCGAACCACAAUUUCCUUUGUCGCGACUUUGCCUCAAGAGUCUUCCCAAUACGGCGUUCGACGUGGCCCCGGUGUUUGACAAUAACUCUGUUGAAAACGCAUGCACGCACCUCAGAGAACAAUGCUGAAGUCUCGAGAGCGUGGAAGCGGAAGAAGAGGAGAUCCGAGAAGGCUGCCGUCAAGGAUCAUGAGAUCCGGGUGAAUCAAAGGAGCCACGCUACCGUAUGUGUGGUGGCUGCCAAAGGCAAGGAGGUUGUACAUUGGUGCCGUGUCAAUACCAAAUCCGGGACUGAGGCUAUCACCGAUGCCAACGCCAACGCCGACGCCACCACCAAGGACCACAGCGCUCGCACCAGGAACCAAGGAGACACUUAG